Molecule: messenger RNA, 3933 nt
Organism: Kazachstania africana CBS 2517
Lineage: Eukaryota; Fungi; Ascomycota; Saccharomycetes; Saccharomycetales; Saccharomycetaceae
Exons: 1
Coding region: 1-3933 (1310 amino acids)
Source: RefSeq, a predicted model, not a curated record
AUGCACCGAUAUAACUCGUCAACACCACCUGUGCGACCUCCGCCAUGUGGGGACCCAUUAUCCAUGCCAAAUGAAAGUAAAACAGCUAUUUCAGUUGAAGAAAUCUAUUCAUAUAUUCUAAAGAUCAUAAUCUUCGAAUAUAUUAACGAACCACGUUUUCAUAGAACACAAUAUCCUGAACGUAGAAUAGUGUCUAAUACGAUUCCCAUAAAUGAUUUUAAAUCACAAUAUAAUAAUAGCAACAAAAAUAUCAAUCGAAAUAAAAGAUUAUCAUGGUUGCCAAGCACAACUGCAGAACUCGAUGUAACAAGAUUUGAAGAGCAUAGUAUAAACGCAUUAAAAGAUAGCUUAGAACGUUACCUCAAUGGAGUUGCAAUUCAGAAGAAAAAUGUCAGAACAGAGGAAUAUAGACGGUCCUUACUAAAAUUAUACAAUGACUAUUUCCUCAAUCCUACAAUGAAAAGGACUUUAGAAUUGACUAGCAAACCAGAGGACUUAAUAGUGUACUUCUCAAAGGUUGCUAAUAACAAUCUGAGCAAACUUAAUGUCGAGAAUCUACAGAACGAACUUCAUGGGGAGAUUUCCCUAUUUAUUGAUUUAUUGAUAACACUCGUUCCAUCUGACGCACCUGGCUCUAUAACUGAAAAAUUGAGACAGUACAAGGUUAAUAUAAAUCCUACAAGAAGGCCGUUAACUAGCCGCAAAUUACCCCAAAACAAGAUUAAUCAAGCUCUAGAUGAGCCUUCAGGUAGGAGCGCUGGUGGCCCAUCCAUUAAAAAUACUUCUCCUACUUUUAGAUUUCAAGAAGUGAGUCAUGCCUCCUAUGUUGCUGCUCUAUUUGGUAUUGACCCCAUUAAAAUGGAGCAAGAUAUAAUAAGGUUAUCGAAAGAUGUCACAAAAAGUGCUUUAUGCGAAGAGUUUCGUCAAAUUCGAAAUAACCUCAAUGCUGAUAAAGGAAGACUUCGAAUUGAAGAUUUUGACGAUGAAUUAGAAUAUAGAAAGUGGAAAACCUAUGAAGUCAACGAAAUCUCUAAGCUGGUCGAAAAAUUCCAAGAGUUGAGAGAAAGAAGGCUACCAGAUCAAAAUGUGAGUACUGCAAUUAUUCCAAAAAGUGCGCAUAAUUCUUUUAUUAUCUUCAUGUCUAUGAUUUUGAAAAAAGAAUGUCAGAAUAGUAUGUCUUCUCUGAAUCUUUCUCAGGAUGCAAUGUUUUUGAUGACAAAAGUUUCGAAGUACUGGAGACUUGACUAUCCAACAACCUUGGCCACAUUAUUAUACACAGCUGCAAAUAUGGCAAUUUUGAAUGAUGAAGAGUUAAAUUUACCAUUAACUGUCAAUCUUUUCAGUAUGCUAAGAAUAAAAUUUCUAAAAUCAGAUGAUAUCAUUGAUUUCAGCAAUUGGAAUACAUUAGACCGAAAGCUUUGGAUUUCAAAUUUGAACUUUACAUCGAAUCAAUGUUUUUCAUCCAUUGACAAUCUUUUAUCUGGGUUAUAUGCUUCCGUACAGCCAAAGUUCUCUCCCAUCCUAUCGUUUUACUACACUAAUAUCCAAUCAGAUCUGGCUAUCUAUAAUCCCAAAACAUUGAGCAAGGAGAAUUUCCGUUCUAUUAUGGCUAAAUUGCGAAAGACAAUUUUUAGAGCAUCAGAACAGCAUUAUAUUUCAUUGAUUAAAUCAUUACCGCAAAGUGAUCAACUAGAAUUUCAUCAUAUUUACGAUUUAACUGAAUCAGUCAAAGAAACUAUUAAAACUAUACAAAAAAGAUACACCAAACCUCUCUUAGACGAAAUAAAUAUUGCAUUUUUAUGCGCCGACACUUUGAUCUCUGCAUUUACUACCGACGUUACACAAUUACUAGCACUUGCAGAAAGAAAUUGUAAUAGCACCAGCAAAAAAAUAGCUCCUGUCGAUGCACUUGAACUUUAUGCAAACCUGCGAGAGUUGCGAGAUAUUUUUAUUCAGGUUCAAAAUAAGAGAACGUUCCCUAUCAAUCUUGAGAAUCGUUUCAAGAAAUAUUUGACAGAGUUCACACAAAAUGUCCGUAAUCAGAUCAUCACUUCCAUACGAACAAUAAUAAAGAAUGAAAAAUGGGAACAUGUCAAUACGGGUACGCCUUACAGUAGCUCAGUAAUCGAUAUUUUCAAAAUGAUACAUGAAUACAUACAAACAGUUGAAAAUUUCAAUUGGGGUAAUCCUUAUCAGUUUGCCGUCUCAAUUACACAUAUUCUUAAGGCAUUUUCUGAUGGCGUUUCACUUUAUUCAUUAGAAACAUUACAUUUAAUUGAAAGAGACUUAAGAUUACAAAAAUCACCUAUUCAAUUACAAGAACCAUCAAACUCAUCAUUUGCCUCAGAAGAGAAGAGGAAAAGUAGAUUCUCCUUUCAUGAAAUGAAAAGUGCCCUUAAAUCAAACGAGAUGAUCGUUCCUGCGCCUUACCAAUAUACAGUGAGGACAUGUGUGCUUCUGAAUAAUUUGGAGGCUAUGCUUUCAAAAGUUGAAGAAUUAGAGGAUCAAGUACAGCCAGAACGUCUUUCUAUCAUAAUUAAAAAUUUUGAAAAUGAGAAUAAAUCAAAAGCAUCUUUCUCGGACAAUUACGAAGCAAUGAAACACUUGUAUACCAUUCGUGUUAUUGAAGCAAAUGAUAUUAGAGGAUAUGGAAGUGAUGGAUUUUCAAACGCCGCUGUAUCUUUGAGAAGCAGUAAAUGGCAGCGAGAAAUCGGUGCAACUAAAACGAUACCCAGAAAUAACAACCCUAUAUGGGAUGAAGAAUUUGAAGUAGAAUUGGCACACAAUGAAACAUGUUCGAUUAUGUUCAACAUUUGGCACCAUCACUUAAGAAGAUUUAAGUCAUUGAAUUCUGAUGACUUAUGUGGUAGAACUACCAUUACAUUAGCACCGCAGAAUUUUCCAAGUGAUGGGCUUCCUAUUGAGAAGACGUUAAAAUUAGAUACUCAAGGUGAAUUAGUUAUACAGGUUUCUCUGGAGACAGAAAAAGUAGAUCCGAUGUUUGCUGUUGGAAGGAUUUGUAGAAGUUUGUCAAGAGCUCGAGACAAGGCUAUAGAAUCACUAGUAAAUAAGUUCUCCAGCUUUGUCAAUUUUGCAUUUUCUAGAGAGACUCUGAAGAGUGUUCAUCAUAACACUGGAAGUAAAAAGGUUUCCCAACAUGAAAUUUACGAGGCAAUUGUACCACUAUUUGAUUAUUUAAACUCCAAUCUAAAUAUUUUAGCAUCGGAACUAACACAGGACCUACUUUUUAUGGUAAUGCUCAGAGCAUGGUCCCUUAUCCUGAGCACAGCUGAUAACCUACUUCUACCGCCACUAUCUAUCGCAAAGAACAAGCUGGCCUUAGCAAAAAGGACCAUCUGGAAUGUAGGCAAUUCUUCAACUAUCCCUGGUUACGGUCGCCCUUUGAGUCAAACAGAGGUAGAUAUUAUUUUCUCGUGGUUGAAUGCAUUAUGUAUAGACUUCUUCCACAAUAACGGAGAAGGUCCUCCACUGGAGAAUUUGAAGAAUAAACUUUAUCAGAAUCUUUUGUUAAUACCAAACCUUUACGACAAAAGCUCAUUAGAAUUGAAGAAAGAUAUACAAAGAUUAACCCCAACCUACGAAUCAUAUGUAAGACAUCUAAAUGAGAAGGAUAACUCAAAAGUUGUUGUUAGCAGGAAGCUUACAAGAAUCGUUAGAAGAAGGACAAUAAUGUCUGCAGGGUCUAAGAAACUAAGCAUUGACUCAGGAAGGCCGAUAGAUAGUAGUGAUAUAGAACAAUUGGAGAGGGAAGUUGAGACGAUGAAUGUGAUUCUUAGGAUGUUAAUGGCAAAAGGAGAACUAGACUAUGUCUAUAGACAAUUGCACGAAAGAAAACUCAAGAGAAAAGAAAUUAUUAAAACCUACGUGGCGAAAAGAGUAAGUAAAGGCCAAAAAAUAGCAUAUAAGUCAUAG